AUCACGCGCAGUCAUCACCCUGCAGUAGUACAAAUAUUAUCGUGGCGAGAGGCCGCAUAGCGGAAUUCCGUGAAUUUGAGGAACAACUGUAUUCCGGAGAACGAGAUUUCGCCGUCGGAGGAAAUCUGGAUUGUUUCUUUUUUUUUUAUAUAAACGGAAAACGCCAUUUUCGCGAUUCCAAUUUUUCUAAAUACUUCUCCGAGUCUUCAAUUUUAUAAAAUUCUCAAGACGAUGAAAUAUUUUGCAUAGAAGAAAAUUGGUUGACCGUUGAACUAGGUUGCGAUUCGUCAUUGGAAAUAAUUUUGACUGAUUGAGAGGGGAUUAGUUUAGUUUUUUUUUUUAUCUUUUUCGUCCAUUGUCCAUUGUACUUGUUCGUUACGUCUGUCGCGGAAAUCGUGUGUGAAAAUGACCGAAAGGACGUCGUUGGUGGAACAGAAGAAACUUCAGUGGGCCAAGGAAAGAGAAGAAAUGGAUCGUCUUGGUGUUGUUAAGUGGGAAACUGUGAAGCCAAGUAGUAAUUACAAUCGUACCCAUAUCCGCACAUACUCGAACGAGGCCAAAUUGUCCUUGGGUGAAAUAAGGGAUAGGCCUUUCGUGCAGCACUUCCUUACGGCUGGACAUUAUGGAAGUACCGUCAGUCUAAAGAGUCUGACGACGGAAAAUUUCGGAAGUAGCACCAACAACCCCAAAUGUCUUGAUAACAACGAUGGACGUUUAAUUAAUCUUCAAAAUCAAGUGGAGACUUCACAAGUUAAACAUAGAAGUCCUAGUCUACCUCCAAUUUUCAACAAGAAGCAACAACAGUAUUUUUAUCAACUAGAACAACAACAGCGUAACUCUAACGUAGGGGGAUUACAAUACCAGUUACAAAAAUCACAAAAACAGGAAGACCGUCGUUAUCUAUCCAACGAGCAUCGCGAUAGUUAUAAAGAGACGCAACAAUACGGCUCGGGGGGUGAAGAGCGUGAGGGCGAGACUUCUGGUUACGCCAGCGAUUCCGUGGAUGUGCCUCAAGCAGAGCAAAAACCUGUGCCUGUCAAAGCAGUAUCUAGGAUGGCAAUGACAGAAAAAACAUGGCAAAACCCUUACUGCAUUACUCCGGAAAGUUCACUGCCACCAUCAAGAAGGGUUUCGCCAAACAGAAUAAGUGAACUCAACAGGUCAAGGUGGGGUGUCUGGGGUGAAGAUACAACGAGAGGCAACCCACCACCGCCCUCCUGGUUAUCAAGAUUAGGACAAUCGAGCCAAGUUCUGUUAAUUAAUCACGACAGCGCUAGUAGCCCAGAUAGUUCAACAACUGGCUCAACGGGAUCCGACAAGGUAUCUUAUCUUCGGGGUCAGAAUAUUCCGAUGGAUACAGAAAUUCUUCAGGAACGUGAAAUAAAACGGCAGAAAGCGCUAGAGCUUCAGAAUGCCAUCAAACAACAGCUCGAAGAAAAAGACAGACAAAGAAAAGAGGAAAAAGAACGGCGUAUGAGAGAGGAAAUGUUGGAAGAUGAACGAAUCCAGCGAGAGAGAGAAAGCGACAAAAAAAGAUUCGAGAAAGAGCAGCGGAUAAUACAUGAGAAGGAGAAAGCAAAUCUAAGGAAGACGCAGGCCAUGCGCGAAGUGCUCGAAACUGCGGAACGGCUGGCGAAAGAAGAGCGGAAGAGUCGUCGAAAGAGAGAGGAGUACACUAAUGAGGACAACGAUGUGACGCAGUUUUCCAAUGAAUCGAAAGUUACUGCAAAUGUGAACAAUGACAAACGCGAAGAACAAAGUUGUUCGCAAACGCAGAAACAAACUCCGGGAACCGCAAGCUCAGUUAAUUAUCUCAAGGAGAAGUCCAGUCCAAAAAAUAUUAAAGAUGGUGAAAAUUAUCAAGAGAGUGGAAACGACAAAGAUUCAAAGGAAGUUUGUUCACAGGCAAAUUAUAUGACGCAGGAUAAGUCGCAGGAGGUUACGCCGCAGGAUCUGAAUCUGAGAUCUCUUCAGGUUCCCGUGAACAAGGACGUAACGAUUGUAUUGAGCGGUCGAUUGGAGAAUCCAGAGAUCCUGAAUAAAACAAAUCUACAGGUGACAAGCCUGGUGAUGACAUCGAACCCGCGUCGAUUUUCGGAUAACACUACAGACUACUUCUCGUUGAGGCUCAAUACAAUCGUGAAAAGCAAUGGAAGCCCUGACGAUUCGUGGAAAUCCACAAGAAAUGUCUCGUCGACCGUUAUAGAGAAUAGACUGCUAACACCUAGUAAAUACAGAAUGCCAGCCGGUCGAGAUUUUGGUACGCAGACAGGCAUGGAAUCUGAUGUCCAGGAGCUGCGCAAGAAGCUACAGGAUCAAUUAACAGAGCAAGAUUUUACGAAAAAUCGGAAAGACGUGACAAACACUAGAAGAAAUGUUGAAAAAUCAAAUAAUGUGGGUCUUGGUAACGAAAUCCUUAUGAAAACUUUUCCGCGAUUUAAAUCGCAACCUAGAGCUACACUUGACAGUAGACCUCGAUGGAAUGCCAAUCGUCCAGGCACACGGUAUCGAACACAAAGCGAGAAAGAUCCGCAUUAUCAGAGACGAUUGCGAUUAAGAAGGCGGCAAAUGGAAUCCAGUGACGAAGGAUCUAGGUCUCCAUCCCCCGACCGACGAAAAUCAAAUAAUGGAAAGUCAAAGAGAAAUACUAUCAAACGUAAAGCAAAAUCUGAAAAUUACGACGCCGAUCUAUCAAUGGACAGUUUAAAUUCCAUUGUAUCACUACGGAUCGAUAAAGAUGGAAAGAUUAAUAUCGAGGAAUGUGCUGAAAAAUUACGAUCAAGAAACAAUGCGAAUCAUGCAAAACGAGUAGACGCUAAUAAUUCUAAUAUCUGGUGCGGACACGAAAUCUUGUCGAAGCUACUGACAUUGAAAAGCGGACUUUUGACGAAGCAAAUCGAGUGGGACACCGAACGAUGUUUAGUCUCACCCGCUGCAUCCGAAAUCUUUUAAGUGCCUGCAGGAUUUCUGUUUAUCAAAAAAAAUUUUUUUUUGUUUGCAUAGAAAAGG
Monomorium pharaonis (pharaoh ant) is the source of this 3009-nucleotide messenger RNA. RefSeq names its product histone-lysine N-methyltransferase, H3 lysine-79 specific. Gene Ontology annotation, molecular function: microtubule binding. Gene Ontology annotation, biological process: cilium assembly. Bases 406 to 2952 code for a protein of 848 amino acids. The record is from RefSeq and is a predicted model, not a curated record. Gene Ontology annotation, cellular component: microtubule; cilium. Lineage: Eukaryota; Metazoa; Arthropoda; Insecta; Hymenoptera; Formicidae. The transcript is spliced from 13 exons.